Molecule: messenger RNA, 3955 nt
Organism: Daucus carota subsp. sativus
Lineage: Eukaryota; Viridiplantae; Streptophyta; Magnoliopsida; Apiales; Apiaceae
Exons: 18
Coding region: 135-1502 (455 amino acids)
Biological process (GO): meiotic cell cycle; nucleotide-excision repair; double-strand break repair via homologous recombination
Cellular component (GO): nucleus; DNA replication factor A complex
Molecular function (GO): damaged DNA binding; single-stranded telomeric DNA binding
Source: RefSeq, a predicted model, not a curated record
GUAGGCUCGCUUCACCUUUCCAGGUUUUAAAUCGUUUCUUUAAGCAAUAUCUGACUAAGAGGAUUAGGGUUUUUCAAAUUUAUUUGUCGCUCUCAAUCAAUUCCGAACUCAAAUUGGGGAUAAUCAUUUCAACCAUGGCUCCAUUUCUGAAUUCUCUCACAUCAUCAACUAAUAGAUGCAGCAUAGAUGUUCGGAUCCUCUCUUUAUGGCAAUCUAUCAAAGAUGAAGUUUCAACGGGACCAGUGGGGUUAAACAUGAAAUUGUUAGAUGAGAACGGAACUUCAAUUGAAGCUUAUAUAAACCCUAGGAUUGUGGGUAGAUUCCAUCCUUUACUACACCAAAGUGAGAUGUAUUCGUUAUUCAAUUUCUCUGUAGUUCUGUUCAGUCACGACAUUACUCAUCGUGUGUCAAAGAAUUCCUAUUAUAUCCUCUUCCACGAACACCCUGAAGUAAAGGCACUUGGUCCUAAUGAUAAAGCAAUUCCGAAGUAUUGUUUUGAUUUUGUUUUUUUAAAAGAUGUUCGACAUAUCAAGCACGAUAACAACAUUCUAAUUGAUAUAGUUGGCCUUAUUGGUUGUGUAGAACUUCCCUCUAUUGUUAUUAAUAAUGAAGGUGUGGAAGAAAAGUUUGUCGAGUUCGGGAUUACUGAUGGCAUGGAAAUUUUUCAAGUGACUCUUUGGGAUGCAAUAUGUGAACAGUUUCUUAAAUUCAUGUCUGGGAUAAAUGAUGAAUUGGCUGUCAUUGUACUUCAAAGUUGCAAACUUACUGUCGACUGUGGUGUUUGCUCAUUCACCAAUCAUCCGGCUACUAGGUUUGAUAUAACCACUGAAACUACUAUUGUGCAACACUUGGCCAAUAAGAUGUUCUCUCUAGAACAGUCCAAACCUGUGAAGUUAUACAAUCCAUAUUAUGUCGCCGACUUGAUAGAUAUCAAUCGUAGAGAAAUCCAGUGCCGAGUUGUUUGUCGGAUGACGGUAAAGAACAUAGAUGAACAUGAGGAAUGGUAUAUAUGUAUUUGUUCUGAAUGUGGUUUAGAAUUUGAAGAAAAUGCGGGAUCUAACAAGUGUCCACACUGUAAGGUAAAAAUUGUCAUGGCUGAUAAAAGGUAUCGUUUAAUUGCUCAAGCUUUUGACAAAAGUGCGGAGUUAUAUAUUUUGCUUGGUGAUAAUGCAGUAGAGAAACUGCUUGGGAAAACUGUGUUUGAAAUUCAACUGGUAUUAAAUAUUUUUCUUAUGCAAUUUAUACAACAAGCAAUAUUACCGUGCUUAUUUUUGUCAUGGGAAAAUAAUAUCUUCCAGCACUUAACUUUAGAAGCUCGCAUCCUAUUAUCAUUGAAGGACAUUGUUAACACAGAGUUCUUCCUUGAAAUUGAUCUUCCAAGUUGUGCAAAUCAUAAUGGAAAUCCUCUUUUCCACGUUAGAGAAAUUCUAUCCAUCUUGAAGGUUGGCGGCAGCAGAAAUGCAGUUGAAAAGUUAAUUGUGCUUUCAGAUUCUGAUGCUUGAAGAAUGUCAAACCUUCAACAAAACCUUGCGAUUUGAUUGUUUAUGCUAAAUGCUAAUUAUGAUAUUUGUUAAUUACAUGUUUUUAUCGUAUGUACCGUUAAAUUAUUUUUUGUUAUUUUCCAAUCUCUACCUGUCUACAUACAUUAUAAUGCUACAUUUAAAAAAAAACCUUUUUAUUUUCUUCAAUUAAUUUGAAUAAAAAAAAGUUUUUACAAAAUGAGUACAUAAAAAGUAGCAGUCAGUAAUAACUAUGAUCUACUAGGGUCUUGAACAAUAUGUCACUAUGCGAAGUUUUUUUUAACGAAAGUAGAAUGUUACAGAGUAAUAUAGAUGUGUGUUUGUUUUUUUGGUUUUAACUAUGGAUAUUAUAAAUAUUACCAUUGUACAUUUUUUUAAUAUAUUAAUUCCAAAUCUGCAUUCAUAAAAUAUGUUUCAUAUAUUAUUGUUCUCCCAUUUGAUAAUGUAAAAAAUUGUAAUAAAUGUUAUCCAGUUCAAAUUUUAGAAAAUCAUCUAGCGACCUUUCUUUUAAUUGUAAAAAAAACUUGAAUUUCUCAAUAGAGAAAGGUUCAAAUCAAUGAUUAGACUUGCAUCUACCCAAGCUGUCUCUUUCUUCCAGUAUAUGUACGAAAAGUUUUUCCAUUUUCAAAAAACAUUAUUGAGCCCCCAACCACUCUCUCCUACCAAAACAUUUAUCAUCUCAGUCUUAACAUUACGAGCAAGGCAGCAACAAUGGCGAUCGAGAAAUAUGAUUCCCUUACAUCCACAGAUCCAGACAACUAUAACUGGAAAGUGAAGGUAAGAAUUUCAAGGAAGUGGGAAAGUAUUCAGAAGAACACCACUAAUGUCAAGGGUUGGAAUAUCAUACUGGUUGAUGAUCAGAACACCCGGUAACAUGCUUUCAUCGGAGAAGCUCAUUUGAAAAAAUUUGACGGUUCGCUGGAGGAAGGAGAAAUCUACGUUAUUCAGAAUUUUAGCGUCAAACCUUACACUGAGAAGGAGAAGCAUAUGUGCUUCAAAGAUGAUACACAUAUUUACUUUUCCUCCUACACCCAAGAAUUCAAGUAUCCAGGCUCUGAUAAUCUAAUACCUGCGAAUGUGUUUGGAUUCUAUGAUAUUUCUGAAUUAUUGCCAAUAGUCAACCAGAAUACGUUCCUGAUAGACGUUGUUGGUGUUGUUCAAAACGUUGAAUUUCCCAGGCAUUUCGUAAACAAAAAUAACGAAGAGCAGUCUUAUGUCAAAUUUGAUCUCACUGAUGGAAGCUAUUAUGUUAAGGUUACUCUGUGGGAUAGUUUUGGUCAUACAUUUUACGAUGAUUACAAGGAGAUCAAAGAUGAUACAGUUGUUCUGAUCCUUUCUAGCGUGAAAGCUAACAUUUGGGAAAAGAUACUGAGUUUGUCUAACUAUCCUGCAACGCGUUAUUUCUUCAACUACUCUCACCAUAGUGUUAACAUGCUUCAUGCCAGUUUCAAACAAUCUGGAUUUCGUACAACACAAAUGGAGAUGGCUAGAUUUGAACCUGACCCCAACAUGUCUGUUGCAGAAAUUAAAAGCCUAAUUCCUGAAACAGAAGAGAUGAAAGUUGUUUGCGAGGUAACCAUAAAUCGAAUCACCAAUCAGGAUUUAUGGUUUUAUCACAUUUGCUGUGGAUGUUCAUCUGAUAUUGAAAAAUAAAAUGGGAAGUUUAAAUGUGAUCAUUGUAACAAGAUUGAGCCAUAUCCUAAUACAAGAUUCCGAGUAUGCGUGUUAGCUUCUGACCAUACUGGUACAAUUGGAAUUAUUCUCUAUGAUAGAGAAGUUCGCAGAGUUAUUGGUGAAUCUGUUUUUGAACUACAGUGCAAGCAAAUGCAAGAAGGAAAUGAUGGGAAGUUUCCAGCAAUUCUUCUUUCUUUGGAGAAAUUGUCUUGCAAAUUAACCCUAUCUCUUAAAAGGUCUCAAUCUCAGAAGAAAACAAAUAUAUUUCAUGCAUCUGACUUGAGUAUUUCACCAAAGAAUGAAUGUAUUUCUCCCAUUUCUGACGGUGAUACAUACAUUAGAGAAUAACCAUCAAUAACAGAGGGCGGCUUAACUCAGACAUCCAAACAUCUUGGUAAAAGCACUCCGGACACGCUCAAAUCUACUAACAGGACCAAGGGAAAGAAGAAAUUAUUGAAGAAUGUUCGUAAGGUUAAUCUUGCGGCUGAUGCAGAUGAGGACGAGGAAAUUCCACUAGGUAUGUGGACUACACAAACGGAUCCUGAAUGAAGGAAUAAGUGCUCAGGUACCCUGUUUUCUAUCUAAGUUUGUUAAGUAUCAAUGUUUGUAGUAAGGCACAAUGAUAAUACCUUUUUUAAAUGACUUUUGUUGUAAUACGUUUGGAAACUUAAUGUCGCCUAAGUAUGUUUGGUUUGAAUUUAUCAUUCCUGUGACAAGAUUGUAACAUAACUUCUCACCCCUAUUUUUACUACCAAUUAGAU